CCGCCGGGUCCCAGUCCUCAGGCACGAGUCUCGCGGCCACAGCAAAGGCCCCUCGGAGGCGGCCGGACAGAGCCCUGACCGUCGGACCGACGACGGAGUCCCAGAGAGCAGGGCGGAUGGACACCUUCAGCACCAAGAGCCUGGUCCUACAGGCCCAGAAGAAGCUCCUGAGCAAGAUCGCAUCCAGGGCGGUGGCGGCCGCGUUCAUCGACGACACCAGCAGUGAGGUGCUGGACGAGCUGUACCGCGCCACCAAGGAGUUCACACGCAGCCGCAAGGAGGCCCAGAAGGUGGUCAAGAACCUGGUCAAGGUGGCUGUGAAGCUGGGCGUCCUGCUGCGCAGCGGGCAGCUGGGCGGCGAGGAGCUGGCGCGGCUGCAGCGCUUCCGGCAGCAGGCGCGCCGCCUGGCCAUGACCGCCGUCAGCUUCCACCAGGUGGACUUCACCUUCGACCGGCGCGUCCUGGCCGCCGCCCUGCUCGAGUGCCGGGACCUGCUGCACCAGGCGGCGGGCGCGCACCUGACCGCCAAGUCCCACGGCCGCAUCAACCACGUGUUCGGCCACUUGGCUGACUGCGACUUCCUCGCCGCGCUCUACGGCCCGGCUGAGCCCUACCGCUCCCACCUGCGCAGGAUCUGCGAGGGUCUCAACCGGCUGCUGGACGAGGAGAGCAUAUGACCUCCGACCUGACCUCCGACCUCCUCGCUCCAGCUUCCCGCUGGGGGCGGGGCUUGCGGGGGUGUUUUUAACCUCUUCCAGUCUGACUCUGGCCAAACCCCCCACCCAACCUACACACGCACGCACGCACGCACGCACGCGCGCACGCGCGCCUCUGCAGCUCUAAGGACCCAGGUCACUUCUCCUCCUCCGGCCCAGUCUCCGUGGGGAGAGGAACUCAGCGCGGAGCCCGGCACGGCCUGCCUGCGCCAGCGGCCUCCCGGGACACCUGGAGACCACUGCCUGCUCCGGCGCACCGUCUGCACAAUGACCCUUGAGCCACCGGUCUGAACCCCUCAAAUCACUUGGUGUCUCUGACAGCUGGCGGCUUCCCACUUCAUAAUGUUGCCUGGGCUUUUGCAUUCCCGCAGAGAGGGUCAUGGGAAACCAGGAGAAAGGGAGUGUUACACAGUGAGCUGUUCCCCCGCCCCAAGUUCCUCGAAGUCCUAAGCCCCAGGGCCUCUGAAUAUGACCUUAUUUAGAAAUAGGGUGAUUGCAGAUGUAAUUAGUUGAGUUCAUACUGGAGCGGGGGUGGCUAAUCCACUCUGAGUGGCGUGCUUAUGAGAAGGGGAUAUUUGGACACAGACUCAGAGGACAAUGCUAUAUGAAGGUGGCGGUAGAGACUGGGGGGAGGUGUCUGCACGACGAGGAACACCAAGGACUGCCAGCCACCACCAGAAGCUGGGAGAGAGCCUGGAACAGCCCUCAGAGGGAACCAGCCCCGCCGACCCCUUGAUCUCAGGCCUCCAGAGGUGAGAGCGAACAAGCUUCUGUUGUUUCAGCCUCCCAGGCUGGGGUACUUCGUUCCGCAGACCAGGAAAUGGGCCCUGGGAGCCACGCGAGGGCCGCGGUGGGUGCAGGUGUGUCAGUGAGGACGCCUCCUCCCUCUGGUUGGCAUCGUGGCCCAGACUCCCACGUGGGAGAGGAACGGAGUGCGCCCCCGAUGCAGGGCGUCAGGGGAAGCUGUCUGAGAUGCGUGCAUGUUUUUAAAUGAUGAUUUCAUAUUUGGAAAACAAACACACAAUUGUUUUUAUAAGACAGGCCUCAGAAACAAAGCUCAACAACUCUUGGCUUUGGCGACGCUGGUGCGGCGAUUCUUAACUUGGGGCGUGGAUGGACACGUUGGGGUGUGGGAGCGUAUUUGUGAUCUGUCAGAAGUGGGCAUGGGUUUUAAAAGACUGCGAAACCCGGCUGCAGGUCUGGCCAUGUCAGGGCCGGGAAGGUUAUUUUGGGCACUCAGGGGGGAGGGGGGGAACGAUGUCUAUUUUUGCAGAACCUGGUCUGUUUAGGGCAAGGACUGCAAACAGAGGAGGCCUGCAGGCCUUAUUAGGCAAGAAGAUGGGUUUGCUUAGCCCCAUCCGGUGUUUUGAGACAUUUGGAAUUAGUUGCCAACACUUAAAACCAAGGAAAUUGCACAUGCCGAUCUUGAUCUUGGCGUUUCUCUAGAAAAUACGCCUGCACUGCCCAGUGGUGAAGCUGCAUAGAGGUUGCCCGUCUUUGCUUUGCCACAGUCCCCACCACUCCCUUUUGCCUCUCCACGGCAUGCGGGGCUGACUGAUAGAUUAGGACCCCAGAUUCAGGGCAGCGUUUCUCUGUUUGGUUUCUGCUGCUCUGAAAAAGUCAAAGGCUUUCACUCAGGAUCCAGCUGUUCCUACCUCUGCCCUCCACUUCCAAGGCAAACUUUCCCUUUUAUCUUGGGUCAAAAGACAUCUUCAAACGAACAAUCGUGCAUUUUGAUUACGCCGAGAAGCCCCACAUGAAAUCCUUUGCCCUCUGCUCUGCUGGCAUAUAUCCAUGUGAUAAGGCUUUGUACCUGUCUUGACUCUUUUCAUACACUUGAGAUUUAAUUUAAAAAAACCAAAGAGCACUACAAAACUAUGUAAAUAAAAGCAUCUGACAGUUUGCUCUCA
This is a messenger RNA of Balaenoptera musculus (blue whale), 2626 nucleotides long. RefSeq names its product TNF alpha induced protein 8 like 1 (gene TNFAIP8L1). The record is from RefSeq and is a predicted model, not a curated record. The transcript has 2 exons. Gene Ontology annotation, biological process: regulation of apoptotic process; negative regulation of TOR signaling. The coding region runs from base 117 to 677 and encodes 186 amino acids. Lineage: Eukaryota; Metazoa; Chordata; Mammalia; Artiodactyla; Balaenopteridae. Gene Ontology annotation, cellular component: cytoplasm.